Amoebophrya sp. A25 is the source of this 403-nucleotide messenger RNA. The record is from the annotation of a GenBank genome assembly. NCBI's taxonomy places the organism in Eukaryota, Dinophyceae, Syndiniales, Amoebophryaceae.
CGGAAGACAAAGAGUCUGAGUCAUCUCACGAUUGAACUGGAACAGUGUUUCAAAAAAGAGUAAUAAUUGAGUGAGAAAGAGUAACGGAUGACCUUCGCAGAUGUACAUUCAUUCGCCUAGUCGUAGCUAACAUCCUUUAUUCCGUAUCCUCCUUCAUGUCAUCAUCGUGCCGAGGAAACAAGAGGGCGAAGCUGAGAAGGCAGACGCAGACCCACAAGUAUCGGCCUGAAGAAAAGUCCCCCACUUUUCAUGAAGUUUCCUCAUCUUUUCCAUUUUUUGAGAUGGUUUUAAUCGUGCGCCUGCUUUCCUGCUUGAUGUGAGUGUGACACGAUGAAUCCUUUGUAAAACUACCGCGCUUGGUGUAUAAGAGCAAAAUUCGCCAUCAGCUCGUUGAAGUUCCAAG